This is a messenger RNA of Penicillium odoratum, 1059 nucleotides long. RefSeq lists its product as uncharacterized. The coding region runs from base 1 to 1059 and encodes 352 amino acids. The record is from RefSeq and is a predicted model, not a curated record. The transcript has 2 exons. Lineage: Eukaryota; Fungi; Ascomycota; Eurotiomycetes; Eurotiales; Aspergillaceae.
AUGGGAUCGUCCAAUGGAAAUGGCAAGCAGAUUGAUGGAGUAGGCGGAGCUACCUCGACAACUUCCAAAGUUGCGGUGGUUGCGAAGUCUGAUCGGGCCAAUAUCGAUGUCGAGUAUACCUUCGUCCAAGUUGCUCCUGAUCAGGCAAUUGUUGACAUGACCGGCAACUGUGGCAAUAUCGCAUCCGGUGUGGCACCUUUUUCAUUAGACGAGGGACUUGUAAAAGCGAAACCUGGUCAAUCUGAGAUUGAUGUUCGUAUUUUCAACACAAAUACUGGACAAACAAUUGUUGAAACCAUUCAGGUCUCUCCGGAGGGACUCUUGAGAGAGGAUGGAAAUUGUCAUAUCCCCGGCGUUGAGGGUACCUCAAGUCCCAUCAAGGUAGCAUUUCUCAACCCUGGUGGUAGCAUGACAGGAAAGAUGUUCCCAAGUGGAGCGACCCAGGAAACAUUGACAGUCCAGUCGCGCACUGUGGGGAAUUUCCAAGUGCGAGUGAGUCUCGUCGACGCGGCGAACCCAUUUGUGCUCGUUGAUUCUCGCUCUUUCAAAAUCCAAGGGAACCCCCAGUGGCCAGAUGCGAAUGAUAUAGAGUUCGUAUCAGUCGUGGAGGAUAUUCGAAGAGCAGGUGCUGUGCGGUUCGGAUUGGCUACAGAUGUGGAGAGAGCAAGCGCCGUUCGAGGCACGCCAAAAAUCGCGAUUUUGUCUCCACAUACAGGAGAAGGCUCGGAUUUGGAGGUGCUCUCAUUCACGAUGGGUAAGGUGCAUCCCAGUUUGCAACUUACUGGCGCGGUUUGCAUAGGUGCGGCGAUGGCUAUCCACGGGACCAUCGCGUGGGACCUGGCGAAGGAGGGACUGGUGGGUAAGGUUCCUAAACAUGGAAUGGAAAUUGAUGGUCACAAUAUUGCGAAUGCUAUACCUGUUGGAAUUAGUCAUCCCGCUGGUGUGAUACAGGCAGAGACGGUGUUGGGCUUUGAUGGAGGAGAUGUUUAUGUGAAGCACGUUGCAGUCGUGCGAACCGCGCGUCGGCUAUUUGAGGGUAAUGUGUUUUAUAGAGCGUGA